Messenger RNA from Daktulosphaira vitifoliae (grape phylloxera), 1187 nucleotides. Its product is annotated as zinc finger protein 567-like. Bases 1 to 1143 code for a protein of 380 amino acids. Gene Ontology annotation, molecular function: RNA polymerase II cis-regulatory region sequence-specific DNA binding; DNA-binding transcription factor activity. Gene Ontology annotation, biological process: regulation of transcription by RNA polymerase II. The record is from RefSeq and is a predicted model, not a curated record. NCBI's taxonomy places the organism in Eukaryota, Metazoa, Arthropoda, Insecta, Hemiptera, Phylloxeridae. The transcript has 7 exons.
AUGAUUCUGUCAUCACAUUGGACAUCUGCAGUAUUUGCAAUUGCUUUACCAACAGUUAACUCUGAAAGAUCAAUAAAUGAUGCAAUUUUUACAUCUGAAAGAUUUGUUUGUCCCAACAAGUGUGGUCGAAGUUUUAGUAAAAAGGUAAACCUGAAAUAUCAUUUCAAAAACGAAUGUGGAAUUAAGUUUGUCUGUGGAAUUUGUAACAGACAAUUUAGUCAGAAAACUCAUCUCAAGAGACAUAUAUGCGUAGUUCACAAAUGUGUGUUUGAUGGCGAAGAACGGCAUAUUUGUCCAAAUAAUUGUGGCAAAAGUUAUAAAUACAAAGGCGGAUUACACACACAUUUGAAAGAAGAAUGUGGCAUACUUGUACCCAAAUACAAAUGUGAGAUAUGUUUGAAAAGGUUUAAACAUAAAGGGAAUAUGAAUACUCAUUUUAAAGUGUGCGCUAAUCUUCCACCGGAUUAUCGUUGUUUCAAAUGCAACAAGAGUUUUUAUCAAAAAAGCAAUUUACGAAGUCAUUUAGUUGUAAUACAUAGAAUAGUAACAUUUAUAUUUAUAUCUUUACUAGGAGCAAUUGUUGAUGGAAUACUUAGAGGCGAAGGUCAAUUUCAAUGUCCAAAAUGUGAGAAAUGCUAUGUCCAUCUUAGAAACUUGCAUAGACAUUUAAAGAAUGAAUGUGGCAUAGAACCAUCUUAUCAAUGUCCUUGGUGUCCAAAAAAGUGCAGAUAUAAAUUUACACUUAGAUCUCAUAUUUUUGUUUUAGUCACUUAUAACUACAAUCGUGGAAAACCUAGAAAAAAUCUUUCAUGUGGAUACAUUUGUCCUCAGUGUGGUCGAUCUUAUGUACACAAAUACUCAAUGCAGACUCAUAUGAAGUAUGAGUACAUGCUGACAGCUCGGUACCUAUGCCCAAAUAUGUGUGGUCGUAGCUACAAAUACAAACGAGGAGUACAUACUCAUGUGAAUUUCGAAUGUGGUGUCGAACCUCGAUUUAAGUGUUCUCUUUGUCCUAAGAAAUUUGCUAGGAAAUUUCAGUUAGAAAGUCAUUUAGUCUUGAAACACAAAGUAUGGUUUCACAACAAAGAUUUUAUUGUUCUAACAACUUUUGCAGUCGUCAUUACAAAAAUAAAGGAUCAUUGAUAUUUCAUAUGAAAAACGAGUGUGGCGUUGAACCUAGAUUUAAG